CCCCUUUCAGUCUUUCAGCAAGCAGGUCAAGCGGGAACGAAUUUCCGCACGACAAGAAAAAUCGCAGCAGUGAGGCGCUACCCAAGUGCGAGAUCUUUCGACCAGCAUCGCCGGGCAGAGGAAACACGACGAAACAAAAGAGGAGAAGAAACCUUAAAACAUUUUCUUGGGGCACGCGUGCGAAUCGGGUUUACUUGAGUUCUUUCAAUACUCAUUUGCGACGGUAGUUUUUUUCUUUUUUAUUUGCAUUCUUUAUUUUCCGUCAAGAUCGUGGCAUUUUCGAGGCACUCGGUUAUAAUUUGCGCCGGCGUCAUCUUUUCUUAUUUAUUUCUUUUUUCUUUGCACGACUACGCACCAUUUACGUCUUGCGAACGCGGUUGAACGCAAACCUAGCAAAAUCCUCCAAAGCGACACACGAUCAACCAGGGCCAGACCAGGGAAAAAAAAAAAAGGAAGCCUUACGUAUCGUUUGACUGAGCCCGUACAGGACAUAUUUCGACCUGACAGCUCGGAACAGAUCAAGAAGAAACAAGAAGAAAAAAAAGAACAAGGAACAGAAAACACGACUACCAUUAGCAGCUACUGCCUCCCCAGGACGGUCCCAUUGAACUUGACAACCUUAAUCCCCUUUUGGCUGCGCGACCUCGUUUUCCGUCGCAAAUCGCUUUUUUCCUUCGGGCCGCAUUUUUUUUUUCGGACACUCUUUCGUCGGCACAGUCAAACCCACGAUAAAACACCGUUCAAAAUGGCAUACUACGAAAACUCGCAAUGGCCCGCUGGUGGCCAAUCGGGAUGGGAUCACCAGACGCCCCCGGUCCGAUCAGGUGCCAGUUCUGCCGUUCCACGAGAAGAGGCUCCCGCCUUUGUUUCCCAGAUUGAGGAGGUCGAAAAGGCGAUCGACAACCUCGUCAAGAGUGGAAAGAUGUUUAACAUGCCCGGCCGACGUGAGUCGCUUCCAGCUCAUGCUCCUCAAUUCCCCCCGGGUCCUUCCAGAAAGCCGCGUUUAGACUAUGGUGACAACCGCAUUCCCUCGGGCCCCGGCUCACGUCCUCACUCGGUCGGCGGCUUCCACGAUGAUCGCUCCGGCCCUCAUCAGGGCUCCAACCUGUCCAACUUCUACGCCAGCCAACGACAACAGCCCUCGCGCGGUACGAACGAAGCAGAGCAGAUGAUGCAGGCCAAGCGGAGGAUGGCGGCUCAACGGGAACGAGAACUGCGCAACUACCACCAGGAGCAGCAGUAUAAUCGAACCUCCAUCUCGGACGUCAGACCCGAUCGUACUCUGAGCCCCGGCAGCAACAUGUCCGAAGAUGAGCGCCGGGAGCUGAUCGCCCGUCAACGCAGCGCUUUGUAUGGGGAGGGUCAGUUCGCCGAUGGCGGUGGUUACGUGGACGAGACCGGAGCCGUACGACCCGGCAUGCCUGGCCAGCCCCAGACCAUUGCGCCGCCUCCCAUGGGCGGUGUUGGGCUGCGUGGUCAUUCUCCGCUUGCUUAUGAGUAUGGUCGUACCCCUCCCAUCAAUGCUGACGCCCAGCCUGGCGCCCCUGAAGGGUCACAGGCCGCCAACAUUGCCGCCAACGACCGCUCGCGCGCCAACUCCAACGCCAGCCCGCAGUCCAACUCAGGCCUUCCUCUGCCGCAGCAGCCCUCCGUCAACCGGACCAGCAACUCUUCGCCCGCUGGCUCGCCGGGUAACAACAAGCCCACGACCUCGGUUGCACCCAUUGGCACCCGUCCCUCGACCACAUCGGCUGGAUCGACACCCCCGGCGAACCCAGCUCUCACCAAACAGCGGUCUACAACGCCAGCUCCCUCUCCUCUGAGCCAGGGUUACACUGCCUCGGGCAAUGGCGAUGACAAGGCGACGCCAACCACGACUGCGCCUGGCUCGCAGGCAACAGGCGCACCUGAUGUCUCCGGCUGGGGUGCUCGUUCCGGCGUCUGGGGCAGCAAGUCUGGUCUUGGCUCUGUUCAGGCCAGUGUCUGGGGUUAACGAAUGCGCACACUUCAUAAAGCAACGGUAUUAGUUCUUUCGCGGUCUCUUGGUUUUUUUCCCUUCCAGGUGUUAUCUCUUGCUUCUUUUGGGUUCUUAUUUGCUCUAUGGGAUUCGCACAAAGUAUGGCGUCAGUGUCUUUGCAUGGGUUUGCGUGGGCACAGGCACAAGCACAAUCUGACAUAUAUGGGCGAAUAGUGGGGAUUAUUUUUGGGGUUUUCUUCUUUCUUUUUUUUCGGGAGCGCGGAAGUUACAAAAAAAAAAGGAUAACAAAGGGGUGUUUCACAUGUCUUCGAUUUUCGUUAUCUUGCCAGGCAAGGAUGGGAAAAAUUCAUGGCGACGGUGGAGGGUAUUUAUUUUUUCUUUGCUCUUUGUUGGGAUCUUGCAACGGGGGGUAUUUGGGGGGAGUUUCUGCUGUUUCCUGGUUUUCUUUUUUCUUGAACCUAAUGUCGACUUCAUCUCUCCUCAACCCACAGUAUUGUUUCAUUCUCGGACAGACACCGCCGGUUCUACGCGGAACAAGAUCCAGACACUUGACGAACAGCCUGACCCAGCCAGGUUUAUUUGCAUAGUGGAAGCUGCGUUGGGGGUCGGGAGGUUGCGGAUAGGACGCAGAGCGCAGGUACAAUACUCAGCUUCUUGAUCAUUUUCAAGCCAGUGAUGGCUGGAAUGUGUUAAGGGAGAGGCAGAAACUGUGGGCAGUGGGAUGGAACUUUUAUUUUCCCUUUUUUUUUUUCUUUGAUUGGGACGGACUUUGCGGGCGCAAUCUAACUUUUU
Molecule: messenger RNA, 2770 nt
Organism: Pyricularia grisea
Lineage: Eukaryota; Fungi; Ascomycota; Sordariomycetes; Magnaporthales; Pyriculariaceae
Exons: 6
Coding region: 746-1993 (415 amino acids)
Source: RefSeq, a predicted model, not a curated record